This is a messenger RNA of Raphanus sativus (radish), 1482 nucleotides long. Its product is annotated as putative zinc finger protein At1g68190. Bases 224 to 1243 code for a protein of 339 amino acids. Gene Ontology annotation, molecular function: zinc ion binding. The transcript is spliced from 6 exons. The record is from RefSeq and is a predicted model, not a curated record. NCBI's taxonomy places the organism in Eukaryota, Viridiplantae, Streptophyta, Magnoliopsida, Brassicales, Brassicaceae.
GUGUCUUAUCCACGUCAUCAUAACAAUCAAAUAAGAAAAAAAAACGAACCCACGGAUUUUUAUCAGAUAGGAAGUUUCUAAAACAGAGAAAAGCUGUGUCACGAAUCUCUCACAUAACUCUACGCUUCUUCUCUUACCGGGACGAAUCUUGUCAUAACUUAUGGAUAUUUUCAUGAAACCAAAGGCUUUUCUGUAAAAAAAAAAGAAAAAUAAUUGUUGAGAGAUGGAACGAUUAUGUGAGGUUUGCAAAGCGUAUAGAGCCGUGGUUUAUUGUAUAGCAGAUGCUGCGAGUCUGUGUCUGACAUGUGAUGCAAAGGUUCAUUCAGCUAAUGCACUCUCAGGGAGACAUUUACGCACGCUUUUAUGCGGUUUCUGUAAGGUUCAGCCUUGUGUUGUUCGAUGUUUGGAUCACAAGAUGUUUCUUUGUAAUGGAUGCAAUGACAAGAUCCAUGGUGUUGUCUCCUCUAAGCAUGUUAGACACGAUAUGAGGUGUUAUACGGGCUGUCCUUCUGCUAAAGAUUUCGCGGUUAUGUGGGGCUUUCGAGUUAUGGAUAAUGAUGUUUCGCUAGAGAAGUCUUUUGCGAUGGCUAAACCUAAGGUGCAAAGAGAAGGUGGUUUUGUCUUGGAACAGAUUCUUGAAUUGGAGAAGCUUCAACUCAGGGAAGAGAAUAAGGGCUUGUCCUUGACAGAACAUGCUGAUCCAUCUCCAUUCGAGAUUCCAAGGCAAUCUGAAGAACGUUUAGUCGAUCUUCAGCAAACCGGGAAAGAGCUGAUUGUUGACUUUUCACACUUGUCUUCCUCUUCCACACUUGGUGAUUCCUUAUGGGAAUGCAAAAGCCCAUUUAAUAAGAGCAAUCAGUUGUGGUAUCAAAACCUACAAGACAUUGGAGUUUGUGAAGAUACAGCUUGUGAUGACGAUGACUUCCAUAUACCUGACAUUGAUCUCACUUUCCGAAACUUUGAAGAACUUUUUGGAGCUGAUCCAGACCCAAUAGUAGACAAUUACAAAUCGUGUGAGCCUAAGGUCUCUUCUUCACCUUCCAUAUUUGCACCCAAACCAGCUUCCCCACCUCUUUCAUUCUCAAGAUCCAACGGUGGAGGAAGCAGCAAAACGCAUUACUCUCACAACCACUCAGAGGAAGUAAUCUCCUUUUGCUCCCCUCUCUCUAACAAUGCACGUCAAAAUGCCAUAACAAGGCUCAAGGAGAAGAAGAGAGCAAGAACAGAGGAGAAACAAGCUUAGUACGUAUGUAUGGUCUUAAAAAAAACAGAAGAUAAACGUGUAGAGCUACUGGAUUGCAUCUCUUUAUUCAUCGCUAUACUUUUGUACAUAAUAAGACACUAAUCUAGCUGCUCAUCUACUUUACAUGAUUCAGUUCUUGCAUGCAACUGUAAGUUAAGCUAAGAUCUUGUUAAUCCUUUGCUUUCACAAUCCAAUUUGUAAUCACUGGUUUACACCAAAUUCACCAGAAAUUAACUUUA